AAAGGGUUGCAAGAGUGGUGAGAUGGUGUCACGGCCAGCUGAGAAUUUCUGGUUGGGGACACGGCACCAGUGACCCCUUAGAGCUCAGUUUCCACCUGAGAGACCAUUGUUCAGAGGAUGUGGGAGGUGAGGAAAGGAACCCAGUGUCCUCACACUUGUUUGGGCAAUUGGAUGAAACACAAAGGAGUACACAAGGACAUGGCCCUGAGAGGGUAGCGGGGUCAGGGGAGUUUAUUGAAGAAGGAACAUUGGUGUUGCCCUGUGUGCAGACUGAAGGGAGUGUCCAGUGGGUGGAAGAGAAGGGAGAGAGUUCUUCUGCAAUGAUUAACUUAAGGAGGGCAUUCUGUCUUCCAAUCACACUCCAUUUGCUCAAUGGUUUGGUGAUAAGAUUCACUGAAGAAAUGAGGUAGAGAGCACAGCCUGGGUGCAGAGUCACCUGCGUUGGGAUUCUGCAGAGAUGGCGACAGGAUUCCAGUUUUCCCUGUGGGUUCUCCUUGGACUGCUGCUUUUCUUUAGCAUCAGGCCCGGGGCCGAGGGUGGGAAGGUGCUGGUGGUGCCCAUGGAAGGCAGCCACUGGCUCAGCAUGCGGAAGGUCGUGCAGGAGCUCAGCGCCAGAGGCCACCAGGCUGUCGUCCUUGCUCCAGAUGUGAGUGUGUACAUGAAAGGAGCUGACUUUUUCACUCUGAGAACCUAUGCCACUGCCUACACCCAAGAAGAAUAUCAUCAGUUUAUGAUGGGCCACCCUGAGAUGUUUUUUGAAGAAAUGCAUUUUCUGAAGAUAUAUUUUAAAACUAUAACAAUGACAAAAAGAGUGUCUAUGUUCUUUGAAAAGUCUUGUGCAGAGCUGCUGCAUAACAAAGAGCUGAUCAGGUCCCUGAAUGCCAGCUCAUUUGAUGUGGUUCUAACAGACCCCAUUUACCCCUGUGGGUCCUUGCUGGCUGAGUACCUGUCUGUUCCUGCUGUGUAUUUUUUGCGUUUCCUUCCAUGUGACUGGGAUUUUGAGGGCACACAGAGUCCAAACCCUUCCUCAUAUAUUCCUAGGAUGUUAACCAGGAAUUCGGACCACAUGACUUUCCUGCAGCGAGUCAAGAAUAUACUCUACCCUCUGACCCUGAAAUACAUUUGCGAUUAUUCUUUGUCCCCCUACGCAAGCCUUGCCUCUGAGAUCCUGCAGAGAGAGAUGUCCCUGGUGGAUGUUCUCAGCUACGCGUCCGUGUGGCUGUUCCGAGGAGACUUUGUGAUGGACUAUCCCAGGCCCAUCAUGCCCAACAUGGUCUUCAUUGGGGGCAUAAACUGUGCCCACAGGAAGCCUCUGUCUCAGGUCUGUAUGGGUUCCAGAUGGAGCUCGUUUUUCAAAAACUUUCUUUCCAGUGCUUACAUGUCUAAGAAUCUUUCUAAAGAUGCCUACCUCUCAUUCUCUCUCAUUCUCCCUCAUUUUCUUUGUGGAGAUAAAUGAAGUGUCUGCAGUAGUGGCGUUAAGUUGGAAUGGUCAGUGAGAGGAAAGUGAGGCAGGGGUGAGGGUCCAUAAUGUGUCACAGAAGCCACGGUGUGGCUCCACCAAGAGCAUCCAUUGGUAGAGGCACUGCCUUCAUGGCUGUGCCAUUUCUUCUGCUGUGUAGGAGCAGAGAAGCUGAUCCAUCUGGGAUUUUUGCUUGCUGGUGCUCAGUAGAAGGAUAAAGAAACUAGGAAAUUGUGUUUGUUGCCAGGAAUGGUUUUAAAGGUUCUGUCUUGGAAUGGAUGGACAUGUGAUUACAAGGGCACCUACGCAGUCACGGGAAUUAGAAGUUUCAAAGAGGUUGUGUAAGUUCAGCAGAAGUGAGACAGUGCCAGAAGGAAGACUGGGGUUCAUGAUCAGAGAAAGAAGUAAGUCCAACUUUUCUGAGCUUUUCUGACAGCAUGUUCCCUGACCUGCAGUUUGUCCUUGGAGUAGAAUAUGGGAUGUUCUAGAUUUGGGAAGGCAUCAUGAAAGUUGCAUGUCAAGUGGGUCUUCUACUUCGGACACUGAAAUCAUCCAAGGAUGGUGGUAGGGGUCAGCAGAUCACACCAUGGGCCUAAGAACCCAUUGAAGGUGGGGUCAGUGACAAAGAGACAUGAGUCUAAUAAUAGGUGAAGGGUUUGUCAGGAAUGUUGACCACACCACGGAACCCCUUUCGCUUAAACCCAAGUUUCUGCGGUGGAAACUGCUGCUUUACCAAUAAGUUCAGAGGCUUCUUACAUUAACCCUCAGUAUUUGGGUUUGUUUGCUUGUAUUCUUGGGGACUGGAUUUGGUUUCUUAGUCCAC
This is a messenger RNA of Choloepus didactylus (southern two-toed sloth), 2282 nucleotides long. RefSeq names its product UDP-glucuronosyltransferase 1A3-like. The transcript has a single exon. The coding region runs from base 458 to 1456 and encodes 332 amino acids. Lineage: Eukaryota; Metazoa; Chordata; Mammalia; Pilosa; Megalonychidae. The record is from RefSeq and is a predicted model, not a curated record. Gene Ontology annotation, molecular function: UDP-glycosyltransferase activity.